Molecule: messenger RNA, 1588 nt
Organism: Plectropomus leopardus (leopard coralgrouper)
Lineage: Eukaryota; Metazoa; Chordata; Actinopteri; Perciformes; Serranidae
Source: RefSeq, a predicted model, not a curated record
AUGUUGAGGGUGGUCCUCUCAUCAUUUCGGGUGUCAACUCGUUGCUGCUCAGACUUUGUCUCCAGAACCAGGUAUGUGAGCAGACUGAAAGAGGACGAUGAGGCGUGUGCUGCCGCGCUGCAGAACGGUCACGUUUUCCUGUUCCACCGUCUGUCUCCUCUGCUGCAACACACCGAACAGGGAACAUUCACACCUGCAGCUCUCAGAGCCACAGAUUUGCAGGUGAUCCUUGAGAGACUCGGUUCGGACAGAACCCUUCUGCAGGAGGCGGUUCUGAUUGGCUGUUCUGAACAGAACCAGGCUCAGUUCUGUCUCGAUGUCGGAGUACUGGAUCAGGCAGCAGUCGAAGAAGAGUCUGGAGGAACCUUCAUCGAUCUGAGAAAGGCGUUCUUUCUUCUAACCGGAGCAGCAGCACCUCUGGUGGCCAAGGGUCAGGCUCUGCUGCGCUGGCAUCAAACCAGCGGGUUCUGCAGCGCCACGGGCCAGCCGACCCACCGCAACCAGGCAGGAAGUCAGAGAGUCUGCAGCAGCUCUGGCAUUAUCUACUAUCCCAAGAUGUCUCCAGUGGUCAUCGUCCUGGUGUCUGAUGGGAAACGGUGUUUGUUAGGAAGACAGUCGUCCUUCCCUCGGGGGAUGUACAGUGCACUGGCCGGCUUCUGUGACAUGGGUGAGAUUUUGGAGGAGACUCUUCGCAGGGAGGUGGCAGAAGAGGUGGGUUUGGAGGUCCACAGUGUCUCCUUCAGCUCCUCGCAGCACUGGCCUUUCCCACACAGCUCCUUCAUGAUGGGCUGCCAUGCCUCUGUAAGCCCCGCCCACAUUCAGUUAAAGGUGGACCACUCUGAGCUGGAGGACGCCCGCUGGUUCAGUCUGGAGGAGAUCACCUCGGCCCUGCAGGUGAAGACUCCACCCCGGAGAGGUGACCCCCCUGUCCUCUGGCUCCCUCCAAAACACGCCAUCGCCCACCGCCUCAUCACAGAGUGGGCGGACCGCCAGACACACCGCCAGGUGGAAGAGUAACAUCCAACUGGGACCAGAACACACAGAGUCUUUAACAAACCUGAUGUCCACAACUCAUCCACACAGAGUUCACAGACUCCCGAGACCUCAUCCACAGAGUCCUCAGACCUCAUCCAGAGUCUACAGAGUCCUAAGUCCUCAUCCAGAGGGUGCUCAGACCUCAUUCAGAGUUCUCAAGAGUCCUCAGUCCUCAUCCAGUGUCCUCAGUCUAGAAUGGAGGUCAAAGUGGGCGUCCUGAGGACUUCUUUUAAAAGGACCAGAACCGUCAGAUGAGCGUCUAUGUAGGACUGAAUGUCCUAACGCAGGCAUGUCAAGUUAUUCAGUUGCAGCAGAGACUCACAGAUCAAAAGGAGACAAAGAGACAGACAGACUCGUCCUCUUCAUCACUCAGACAUUGAGUAAGACGUCUCAGUGUCUCUGCGGUCAAGAACAAAAAGUCUUGAGUGUCUCCUUCAGCUGACAGUCGUCUGUUGGUCUGGAGCCGCUCUCAGAUCAGGUCUCAGUUUCUGUUAAAAUGCUGAAAAUUUGAAGCUGCUGGUGCUGAAGUGCUGAGUCAAACAUUUUUCAGAGU